Messenger RNA from Maniola jurtina (meadow brown), 2564 nucleotides. Its product is annotated as G-protein coupled receptor moody-like. The transcript is spliced from 10 exons. Gene Ontology annotation, biological process: G protein-coupled receptor signaling pathway. Gene Ontology annotation, molecular function: G protein-coupled receptor activity. Lineage: Eukaryota; Metazoa; Arthropoda; Insecta; Lepidoptera; Nymphalidae. Gene Ontology annotation, cellular component: membrane. The record is from RefSeq and is a predicted model, not a curated record. Bases 309 to 1583 code for a protein of 424 amino acids.
AACCGCGACGUUAUGUCAGUUUUAUUGACAGUCGCAAACAUACAGCCAGUGACGAUGCACAUGUUCACGUGCAGAUAAAAUAUUGGCGCGAAUAAUUUCAUCGUAGUAAAUAAACAGUGGGAAGUGAUUUUGAAUAAUUUGUGAUGACUGAGACAUUAAAAUAUGUAUUGCGUAUUAUCGUAGUGACGACUUUAUACUAUACUUUGAUCUGUGUGUUUAAAGAAAUCAAACGAUUUAUUUUGACUGGUGCACAGACGGAGGUUUAAUAACAUUGGAUUGUUUUAGCGUGAAAAUUGAUAAUAUUCAUAAUGGCGGACUCGGAUAUUUUCAAUUUUACAGAAGACAACGGAAACGUACAACAAAGUGAACUGUCCAAGUUCUCUCCUACCCUGCUGACGUUUGCGGCGAUCGUGACGGGCGUCAUCAUGGUUGUAGGGCUGUUCGGUAAUUUGCUCACGGUGGUUGCCCUUCUCAAGUGCCCCAAAGUACGGAACGUGGCUGCUGCAUUUAUUAUAAGUUUAUGCAUAGCAGACUUUCUAUUCUGUGCGGUGGUGCUCCCAUUCGCCAUAUCAGGGUUCUGGACCCGCACGUGGUCCCACGGCGGGGCUCUCUGCAAGAUGGUGCCGUUCCUUCGCUACGGCAACGUCGGGGUCUCCCUACUGAGCAUUGCCCUCAUUACUUUGAAUAGGUACAUAAUGAUAGCCCACCACAGCUGGUACGCGAGGGUGUACCGUAAACACAACAUAGCGCUUAUGAUUGUCUUCUCGUGGAUGUUCUCGUACGGGAUGCAGAUACCGACCCUCAUUGGAGUUUGGGGUAAAUUCGACUACGAUCAAGAAUUGGGUACAUGUUCCAUAGUGCCGGACGAUAAUGGUCGUUCAGCGAAGACUGCACUCUUCGUUAUAGCCUUCAUAGUUCCUGCGAUGCUUAUCUUCAUCUGCUACGCGAGGAUCUUUUGGGUCGUCCACAGUUCAGAGCAAAGGAUGCGUGAGCAUCAACGCUCUCAACACAACAUCCCUGGAACCCUCAACAACGGCAGUGACAAGCGUUCAACGAUCAAAGAUACUAGAGAAACCAAAGCACGUCGCAAUGAAUGGAGGAUAACGAAGAUGGUGUUGGCCAUCUUCCUCUCAUUCCUGGUCUGCUACCUGCCCAUCACUAUCGCAAAAGUCGCUGAUAGUCACGUACAUUACCCUGUAUUCCACAUAGCGGGCUACCUCCUCCUGUACGCGAGCGCAUGCGUGAACCCAAUCAUCUACGUGAUAAUGAACGCGCAGUACCGCGCAGCCUACGCAGCCGCGCUCUGCUGUCCCCUGUCGCGGCUGUCGGGCCUCACCAGCGAAAUGGAACGAGCGUCACGGGUACAGCUUCAGCAACACACGAACGGUGCUAAGCCAAGUAUCGCUAGCGGACUCCAGGGCAGACCCUCGGGGCUCCCUUCCCUCUCCAAGGUAGACAUCUACCCCGGAUCCAGGCCGAGCUCCAGUUUCGGGCCAAGAAACGAGACGGCUACCAGCGGGUUGGGAACGAGAGGAACUUUGAUCAAGAUGACGAGAUUCGAAGUGGACCAAAAUCGCUCUUAGUCUGUCGCUUUUUAGCUAGACGAACCAAAGAUAUUUUUUUUAUUAAGUUAGUUUUUUGUUUUUUAUGCACUCAAGUGUCCUGCGAAUUAUGUUUAGAUAUAAAGUUCUUAAAUACUUCUAGAAUUAAUAACUAAAUUCAUUGCGAAAUCUCAACUGCCUUAAAAUACUUAUAUAAUAUGGUGUAGUAUUGAAGUCAACGUCAUUCUAAACUGACUUCAGUAAAGGAAGAGUUUCUUCAGUAUUACAAUAUUGAAGUCAACGUUAUUCUAAACUGACUUCAAUAAAGGAAGAGUUUCUUCAGUAUUAUAAAAUACGUAUAUCCGUCCAGCUAAAAAGCGACACACAGGCUAUAGCUUUACUAGUGUUUGUAUAUAGUUAGGUGCCUAUUUAUGAUAUUGUAAUUUUUAAACAUAAGACAAAAAUGGUUGUUUAUAUAAUGAAGACCUUUUAUUUUGUGCUCGAAUUUGGAGUUGUUAGACAGUUACCACCAUUUUAAACCACCUAAGAUACAUUCCAAAAUGUAGUUUGUAUUUGUAUAUUUGUACAUUCCAGUACCUUUUUGUAUUAGUAUUUACCUACCUAAUUAUUAUUUAUGUUUUGCGGAAGUUUUAAUUUAGGUAACGACCAAAAAAAUAUAUUGAUAGUUAUGUAAUGUGAAUUUUAACGAAUCAAUUUUUAAUUUAUUACGAAACAACAUAUUUUUCGAUUACGAUUAAGACGUACACCUGUGUAUUUUUAGACAACAUACUUAAAUGUUUAAUAUAAUUCAGAGAAUUUUCAAUUAAAUGACAUGGUGUACCUUUAAAUUAAAUAUUUUUAUUGUAAUGUAUUUACUUAGCUACAAUGCCAUAUUAGUUUUUAAGAAAUGGAAUUUUUAAUAUAAUUGACGGAUAUUAUUGUAUUUAAUUGUUCUUAUCUACUUAGCGGUAAAUUUACCUAUUUGGAGAUUGUUAAUUUGCAAUAAAAAAUACAUACUGUGAA